AUGCUCGGUCAUAGGAUCUCAAGAUUCGGGUCUGCCAUUGUUAAACAGCUCGCAAGAGAGGGAUAUUUAUCAGCAUAUGGGACAAGGAAUCUACAACGGUCUUAUGGACAAUACUUGCGAUCUCCGCCAAUGGUACAGAGGCAAGCUAGGACUUAUCAGGAAGCCUUGUUCUUGAACAACAAUAAGUUUUGUACUUCUUCCACAACUUCCUCUGAGAAGGGUGAUGAAGAAACUGAAAAGAUAACCGUUAUCUUUGUUGAUAAAGACGGAGAGGAAAUCCCUAUUAAAGUCCCUAUUGGAAUGUCUGUGCUCGAAGCUGCUCAUGAAAAUGAUAUAGACCUCGAAGGCACAGACUUCUCUUCCAUUUUACUUUUUAAGAUUGAUCCCUUUGAUCGAAUUGCAAAGUCACGGAUUGCUUUUACAUAA
Molecule: messenger RNA, 426 nt
Organism: Thlaspi arvense
Lineage: Eukaryota; Viridiplantae; Streptophyta; Magnoliopsida; Brassicales; Brassicaceae
Source: the annotation of a GenBank genome assembly